Messenger RNA from Schistocerca nitens (vagrant locust), 1627 nucleotides. RefSeq names its product von Willebrand factor C and EGF domain-containing protein-like. The record is from RefSeq and is a predicted model, not a curated record. The coding region runs from base 15 to 920 and encodes 301 amino acids. The transcript is spliced from 10 exons. Lineage: Eukaryota; Metazoa; Arthropoda; Insecta; Orthoptera; Acrididae.
GUUCAGCUCUCACCAUGUGCGCACGUAGCGGUGCAGUGUGCGCAUAUGUCGCAUUGCUUUACAUUCUAGCAGUGAAUGGAUGUCCUGAUAACAGGAUAAUCCGUUAUUAUAAAGAGCUUGGCUGCUCACCUGUACCAGUUAAUAGCCAUUGUCCUACCAGCUUUGAUUGUGGUGAAUGGGAUAAACAAGACAUUGAAAAAUGUUGGCUGAAAGGUAAACAGUACAACAUUGGAGAGGAUGUUAGACCACUGGAUGAACCAUGUGUUCAUGAAUGUUCUUGUAGAGUUGAUGGAAAAAGGGCAGCUCUGAGCUGUAUUACCAGUGAAUGUCCAGAGCACUUGUUUGAUGUGGAAUUGCCAAAAGGUUGCUAUCAUACACAUGAGUUGGACACCUGCUGUGCAUCGGGUGAACUUUGUGCAAACAAUGGCACUGAGCUGAUACGGUGUCACUAUGAGGGGAAGGAUUACUAUGAAGGUCAACUUCUGUACAAUUCUAGUGAGCCUUGCAAAACAUGCAUUUGUGACAGUGAAUUUAAUACUAAACCACGAUGUCGUGAAGUCAGUUGCGGCCUUGAGCUUCAUUGGGCAAUUGAGUUACAGAAGGGAUGUGCACCAAUAUUCUAUGGAAGUCAAACAUGCUGUCCUAUAGAAUGGCGUUGUCCUCGUUAUGGAGACAGAGUAAUUCACAGGAAAACAAAGAAGCCCUCAGCAUCUGUCAAUUCUACAGGAACAGUGUGUCACUUUGGUGGUAUUCAGCUUCAAAUAGGUGAAAUUUUGGUGGGUCGUGGCGAAAAACGUGGCUCAUGUCAACAGUGUAGCUGCCAGCUACCACCACAUGUCACAUGCAUUCAAAAGAGCAACUGCAAAAGCAGUCCAUGGAGGUCCACAAAGACUCUUGAUGAUUGCCCACCUGAAAGAUGAGAUGGCUGCCAAGGACGACCAACAGAACCAGCACAACUGCUCAGAAGUCAACAUACCUGGAAUACAGCACAAUUUAAACUAAAGGAGAGUGUAUGGUGUGUUCACUGGUGCCGUGUGGGGAAGGACAAUCAGCCUUACUGUGCUCCAAAACUGCUAUCUAGACUGUUGAAUAUGCUGCUAGACAGCUGGAUAUUUCAGACUGCUGUGGUUUUUGGUAACUUCAGUACAAUCUAAACUAUUAAUAAGUGAAAGGUGAUUUUCAUUCAGUUAAUAAGAUAUGUAUUCAAGGAGACUUCUAAUUAUUACACUGUUUGUAAAAGCAUUAAAAGUAAUUUUUUAGCCACAUACUUUAUCAUUAUUAUUUAAUAAAGGAAAUUAAUUUCCUCUGAGUCCAAACUAGACACCUUUAUUCAGGAAAAAGUCCUGAUUUGACAAAAUUUCUUGUUUAUAGAGUAUAGUUUUCAUAUUGUUUAAUGAUUUCAACAUUUAAUAGUUUGUAUUCACCUAGAAGCAAGAAAAGAAGAAAUUACAAUAUGAAUUUUAACUUACAUGCAAAAGUUAUUCCAUGAUUGCAUUGUUAUAGAGAUUUUUGUAUUGUUGUGUACGUGCAGUUACAGGAAACAGCCACAUUUAUUACCAUAAAUAUUAAUGAGUAGAUGUGGUACAUACUGUUUACCUGAUUUGCUAAAAAAAAUAGCUGUAUUAUA